UGAUAUUUAAGUGUGAAAAUUGAAGCAGAGCUCACAGAAGAAGAAAGAUGGAGGCUUUGGUGUGCAAGAAAUUGGGGGAUCCAACGGCGCCGAUUUCAGAAGAGAAAGCAAUAGUGAUCGAGAAGAGCUAUCCGAUUCCUGAACUGGAGACUCCCACAUCGGUGAGAGUGAGAGUGAAAGCUACGAGCUUGAACUACGCCAAUUACCUUCAGAUACUUGGCAAGUACCAAGAGAAGCCGCCUCUGCCUUUCAUCCCCGGCUCCGAUUACUCCGGCGUAGUCGACGCCGUGGGCCCGGCCGUCUCCAAGUUCAGAGUCGGCGACGCUGUUUGCUCCUUCGCCGCACUCGGGUCGUUUGCCCAGUUCAUCGUCGCCGAUCAGUCACUUCUGUUUGGAGUGCCGGAGGGGUGUGAUCUGGUGGCUGCUGGUGCACUGCCGGUUGCAUUUGGGACCUCUCAUGUGGCUCUUCGUCACCGGGCCAAUUUGAGCUCCGGUCAAGUAUUGCUAGUGCUUGGUGCAGCUGGAGGUGUUGGACUUGCGGCGGUACAGAUUGGGAAGGUUGUUGGAGCCGUUGUUAUUGCGGUAGCUAGGGGAGCUGAGAAGGUGCAGUAUUUGAAGUCGUUGGGGGUUGAUCAUGUGGUGGACUCCAGCAGUCAAAGUAUUAUCCAGAGUGUGAAGGACUUCUUGAAAACCAGAAAGCUUAAAGGGGUUGAUGUUUUGUAUGAUCCGGUUGGAGGGAAGCUUACAAAAGAAGCCAUGAAGGUAUUGAAUUGGGGAGCACAGAUUUUGGUUAUAGGCUUUGCAAGUGGAGAGGUCCCUGUCAUUCCCGCCAAUAUUGCUCUUGUUAAGAACUGGACAGUGCAUGGACUGUACUGGGGUAGCUACAGAAUACAUCGACCAGCUGUUCUUGAAGAUUCAGUUAAUGAACUACUAUCAUGGGUGGCGCGAGGCCUGAUCACCAUCCGCAUUUCUCAUACUUACCGCCUGCCAGAGGCCAAUCUUGCCUUUUCUGCCAUCAAAGAUAGGAAAGCCAUUGGGAAAGUGAUGAUUGUUCUUGACGAGCCAAGCAGUGUAAGGUCAAAGCUUUAAUCAGAAUUCAGCUGGGAUGGUUGGAUAUUGUACUCCUCAGCAUUUCCAUUCCUGAGUCUGCCCCUUUUCCAUAGCUUGUAUUGAACGCAUCAUUUAUCUAUAGACGGUAGAUGGUUUUUUCGAUAACAAGACGGUAGAUGGUUGGUUUAGGUCCAUUGUACAAGUUAUGACCCUGUGUAUAUGGUUGUAAUAAAUUGUGCCAUGUAUAAUCAAAUAUCAGCUGCAAACCAGAGGGCAUAGAGCUCCUGUCAAUAAAUUAAGUGGUGGUUCUAUCGUAUUAAUUAUUAACCUCUGAUUUGGCUUUCUUCCA
Messenger RNA from Rosa rugosa (rugosa rose), 1398 nucleotides. RefSeq lists its product as uncharacterized. The transcript has 6 exons. NCBI's taxonomy places the organism in Eukaryota, Viridiplantae, Streptophyta, Magnoliopsida, Rosales, Rosaceae. The coding region runs from base 48 to 1088 and encodes 346 amino acids. The record is from RefSeq and is a predicted model, not a curated record. Gene Ontology annotation, molecular function: oxidoreductase activity; zinc ion binding.